Alnus glutinosa is the source of this 1332-nucleotide messenger RNA. Its product is annotated as probable CCR4-associated factor 1 homolog 6. The transcript is spliced from 2 exons. Bases 438 to 1259 code for a protein of 273 amino acids. Lineage: Eukaryota; Viridiplantae; Streptophyta; Magnoliopsida; Fagales; Betulaceae. The record is from RefSeq and is a predicted model, not a curated record. Gene Ontology annotation, molecular function: nucleic acid binding; poly(A)-specific ribonuclease activity. Gene Ontology annotation, cellular component: P-body; CCR4-NOT complex; CCR4-NOT core complex.
GCCAUAUAAGCACCACACACCAGAAGCCAGCUCUCUUCCUCUCAAAUCUCUCCCACUGAUCUGUAACCCAUGUUGUUCCGCUGCAAAUAAAGCGAAGGCAGGCUGAGGCUUACACACAGCUUUAUUCAAAGCCCUUCCUCUGCCAUUUGCUCUUUUCUAUAUUUUUCUUUCUUUUUUUUUUUUUUAUUAAAAAAAAAAAAAUUAAGGGGUUUCUUUUUGGUUCUCUCUGCAAAACCCAUCUCUGAAAAAACCUCGUUUGUUAAAACCCAGAAAAUACCAAAAUUUCCUCCCAACCCAGUUAUCCCAAGACCCUCAUUUCCCGAGCUCUAAGGAAGCUUUUCGGAUUUUGAGUCUCGGAGAUUUGCAGAUUUAGGGUUUUUGGUUUUGUUGGGUCUUUGUUAUUUGUUCCAAAUAUUGUUGUACACGAGAGAGAAAAAAUGUCGAUUUUGCCGAAAAGCGAUUCCAUUCACAUCCGGGAAGUUUGGAACGAUAAUCUUGAAGAUGAAUUUGAUCUGAUUCGGGCCAUUGUAGACGAUUACCCUUACAUUGCAAUGGAUACCGAGUUUCCGGGAAUCGUUCUCCGUCCGGUAGGGAAUUUCAAGAGCAACGUCGACUACAAUUACCAGAACCUCAAGGCGAAUGUGGACCUCUUGAAGCUAAUCCAGCUGGGUCUUACUCUUUCUGAUGGGAAUGGGAACCUCCCCACCUGUGGGACUGAGAAGUAUUGUGUUUGGCAAUUCAAUUUCCGGGAGUUUAAUCCCAAUGAGGAUGUGUAUGCCAACGACUCCAUUGAGCUGUUAUCCCAGAGCGGCAUUGAUUUUCAGAAGAACAACGAGAAGGGUGUCGAUGCUCGCCGGUUCAGCGAGUUGCUGAUGUCGUCGGGGAUUGUGUUGAAUGAUAAUGUCCAUUGGGUCACCUUCCACAGCGGGUAUGAUUUCGGGUACUUGCUCAAGAUCCUUACCUGCCAGAGUCUUCCCGAUUCGCAGGCGGGUUUCUUCGAUCUGAUCAAGAUUUAUUUCCCCACGCUUUAUGAUAUCAAGCAUCUGAUGAGGUUCUGCAACAGCCUCCAUGGUGGUUUGAACAAGCUUGCCGAGCUCUUGGAUCUUGAGAGAAUCGGUAGCUGCCACCAAGCUGGUUCGGAUAGCUUGCUUACUUGCUCUGCCUUCAUGAAAAUGAAGGAGAGUUUCUUCCAUGGCUCGCCUGAGAAAUAUGCCGGUGUUUUGUAUGGUCUUGGUUCUGAGAACGGACUGAGUAAUUGAAAAGAGAGAUAAAGAAAGGAAAAAUUAUGAAAUCAUAAUAAAAAUUGAAACCUAUUUGUGUUCUUUUUGUGAA